Haliotis rubra (blacklip abalone) is the source of this 940-nucleotide messenger RNA. Its product is annotated as yolk ferritin-like. Bases 92 to 817 code for a protein of 241 amino acids. Gene Ontology annotation, molecular function: ferric iron binding; ferrous iron binding. The transcript is spliced from 7 exons. NCBI's taxonomy places the organism in Eukaryota, Metazoa, Mollusca, Gastropoda, Lepetellida, Haliotidae. Gene Ontology annotation, cellular component: cytoplasm. Gene Ontology annotation, biological process: intracellular iron ion homeostasis; iron ion transport. The record is from RefSeq and is a predicted model, not a curated record.
CUAAACAAAGUCCACUUGUUAUCGCAUAACAGCAGCCCAACUUCGGCGUGAGACAGGGAGAGCUCUUUCCUUCCAUCCAUUUACUGCAAAGAUGCGCGUCCUCACUGUAGUAGCGGUGGUUCUCUUCCACUCGUGCCUGUCUCGUUGCGCAGACGAUGGCUACGUCCCCCUGGUGAAGCAGCAGUAUGCGGACAAGAUCAACAACCAGAUCCGCGCCCAGAUCACCAUGGAGCUGCAGGCCAGUUAUCUCUACCAGGCCUAUGCGUCGUACUUCGACAGAGCUGACGUAGCGCUGCCUGGCUUCAAAAAGUUCUUCCUCCAGGCAUCCAAGGAGGAGAAGGAGCACGCCCAGAUACUCAUCGACUAUGUUAACAAGCGUGGAGGAUCCUUACAGUUUAGUGACAUCAAGCUGUUGGACGUGUGCGAUAUCAUCAAGGACCUGUCUCGGACAGUGGACCUCAGCGGUAGGAGGCAACAGACAUGUAUUUGCUACUUCGUGAGUCAGAAGCGACAGUUGCUGAAAUCGAAGAGUGACCCAGUUUGCAUGAGGCCUCGCAGUGACUGGAGCCACGGACUGAUGGCGAUGGAAGACGCCCUUCUGAUUGAGAGAAAAGUUAACUCAGAACUCCUUGAUCUGCACGACAUCGCUUCAUCAGGACCAACAAAAGAUCCCCAUCUGACGCACACCCUGGAGCACAUCUACCUUGAGGAACAGGUGGAAUCCAUUAAGAAGCUAGGAAACUACGUGGCCCAACUGUCCAGAUUCUCCAACGACUACCGUCUUGGCGAAUACCUCUUCGACCAGUCGCUACAGUAAUGUUAUAUCCUGAGAUCAAGCUGAUGUAACACGUCCCCUGAUGAAUGUCGUGGCCAGGCUAAUUUUUAUGGUCACUUUUGUUAAAAUAGGUGUUGUGAUUUCAGAAUAAACAUUUAAAGUCUA